CGGGGACAGGUGAGCGAAAGAAACAGACGAGCAGCGUCCUCCGGCUGCUUCAUUUUUAAUUUAUUUUCAUCUUCAUGGGGAUUAAACGCACUUUAACCGCGUUAAAUGUCCUCAUUUUAAACUGCCGCCGUGUAAGCAGAGAAAAGACGACGACACACUCCGGUCUGUGGUUCAGAACGGAGGUGUUGCCUUCACGGCCACGGUGUGUCUGCUCACAUGUGAGUGUGUCUCCCCGGUGCUCGGACACAUCCAGCACCUCCUUGUGCUUCUCCUCCUCCCGCCGCGGCCUCCUGCUCGCUUCCAGUGACAGCGUGAGAGCAGAGCGGAGGGGCGUGGUGCGUUCAAGGCCCAUCCAGGAAGGAGCUCAGCUGCGCAACAGUCCCGGCAGCUCCACGGUGAUUGGACGAGACUGGAAGGAGGCGUCCUGUUAUGUGACGACAUGAGGGUGAAACUCCAGAUCUGCCUCCACUGACUGACUGGAGCUCACAUUUCCCAGCUUUCGCAUGCGCCCUGAACGCACAGCGGACCCGAGGGGGGCGUGGUUGUCAUCGCAGUGGUCGUGGCCUCGGUAUGCAAACGAUCCACGCCCCCAAGCGCCUUUCCCCCGUGAGCGGUGACGUCACACCAGCGGCCCGUGUUGGUUCCAGCUGACCGGGAGAGAGAGGGAGAGAGAGGGAGGAAAAUAGGAGCCAUCUCCAUCUAUCUGACUCUCACAUUACGGGAUAUUAUUAUUUUUUCAGCGGCAUCUCUUUAUUUCCUUCAUCUUGCAUUUUUUCCCGCUCAUAUUCCACCUCAAACUUCUUUCGGUGAUUUUUUAUUCUUCAGUUUUUUAUUAUUAGAAUAAUUUUUUUUCUCCCUCUCCGGUCUUGGAGACUUCUCCCUCCGCCGCUGCUCGACUCUGUUCCGCUGCUUCUAAUCCUCUACUCGGUUCUGAUUCUACCGCUGCUACCACCGACAAACCGACCGGACCCGAGCGGAGCGGACCGGGCACCGGGAGGAGGGAGACUGAAUUGUUGAGUUUGAGAUUGAAAGCAACUCCUGGAGGAUGCACUAGAUUCCAGCCAACAUGGUGCCAUUUUGGAGAUAAUUUUUUGACAUUUAUUGUUUUUUUUUUCUUUCUUGAUGGGUCGCGCGGAGCUGCUCAGGUGCAGGUCUUGAGCGUCACCUGUCCACGCGCACCUUUUUGACGGCGCGCCUCCCAAUUAGCUCGUUAAGUGGAUUACCGUGAUCCCAGACGGUCCUCUUCUGCAGGUUGACGUCUCCUCCUCCUCCCCUCACCUCCUCCUCUUCACCUCCUCCUCCUCCUGGGAGUUAUGUCCAGGCCCCUCACUCAGCUCUUGCCCCCGGACCUCCCCGCCGGGGCCACCAGCCCCCAGUUCGGGGCCAGCAACCCGGCUGGAAGCGGCCCCCAGGGCGGACACCUGACCUCCAUGACCAACCUGAAGUCUCUGCUCCAGCUGCCCAUCAAGGCCGACCAGAGAGGGACCAAGGACUGCUGCGAGAUGAAAGACAAAGACAAGCCCUUGGACUCCGAUGAGGACUCGUUGGGCGUCAACGCCGGAGGGCCCGGCGGGGUUGGAGGGACCCCGGGGUCCGGAACGCUGCGACCCAACUCCCAGUCCGCCUUCCUGGGGCCCCUGCUGUGGGAGAGGACCCUGCCGUGCGACGGAGGCCUCUUCCAGCUGCAGUACAUGGACCUGGAGGAGUUCCUGACCGAGAACGGGAUGGGGAUGCACAGCAACGGGCCCAGCUCCGCCAGCGCCCAGAUCCCCUCCCAGAGCUCCCAGUCUGCGGUACCCAACCAGAGCUCCCAGUGUCCCCCCACCUCCCCUCCACCCUGCUCCUCCUCUUCCUCCUCCAUGUCCUCUUCAUCCUCCUCUUCCUCACUGCUCGGAUUGGAGACCGUCCAGCCGCAACCGCCGCCGCCACCACCGCCACCUCAGCAGCAGCAACAAAGCAUGAUGGGAGGAGCCGAGUGUCUACAUGGCGGUCAGGCGGUGCCUCAGGACCCGUCACCUUCCUCCACCUGUCCUCCAGGACCUCCCGGACCCCCGGCCGGCGCCAACGGCAGCAGUGACAUCAUGGUGAACUUCGACCCCGACCCGGCGGACCUGGCGCUGUCCAGCGUUCCGGGCCAGGAGGCCUUCGACCCGCGGCGACACCGCUUCUCCGAGGACGAGCUCAAACCUCAGCCCAUGAUCAAGAAGGCCCGCAAGAUGCUGGUCCCCAACGAGCAGAAGGACGAGAAAUACUGGAGCCGGCGCGUGAAGAACAACGAGGCGGCCAAGCGCUCGCGGGACGCCCGGCGGCUGAAGGAGAACCAGAUCUCGGUGCGCGCCGCCUUCCUGGAGAGGGAGAACGCAGCGCUGCGCCAGGAGGUGGCCGACAUGAGGAAGGAGCUGGGCCGCUGCAGGAACAUCAUCAACAAGUACGAGAACCGGCACGGAGACUUGUGAGGAGGACGAGGAAGUAGGAUGACGGAGGGGCUGGAGGGGAAGAGGAGGCGAGAGAGAAGGGUACAAGGCAACCCAACAACAGCAGCACUUUAGUUGAGGUGGCGAGGGGAGGGGAGGGCCGGCGUAGAUCUGCAGUAAGCGCCGCACGACACCGGGCGCAAAAAAAAACUAAAAAGUGUGUUCUAGCGGCGCUUGACAGGAAAGCCCAGCGAUGCCGUUUUGUGUUUUUUUUUGUCGUUUUUUCCCCCAGUUUGACUCUCUUUGUAUAUGCUGCUUGGCUGAAAAUCCACACCAGACGUACUGUAUCACACCUCGGCAGCUUCUAGCCACCCUCGGCGCUGUGUUUGCACCCAGUGUCGCCAGGCGUUUUUUGCAGGUAGUGCGUCGCCGGCCGCUGCUCUGGCCAGUUCAAACAGGGUGUUGAAUUCACAAUAUGCCAGUGAAAUGUCACUUUUUAAGCUCAAGGCAUGGACACAAAAGCCAGGGGAUGUCAGACGUGUGAUUUUUUUUCUAUAAAUAGGACAAAUAAAAAAGAAAACAUGUAUAUUUUUGAACUGGGCAGGAAGGCAGAGACUAGUCCAGUGUUGAGGAGGAAGAGGCGCAGGGGUUUUCGUCCAUUAAAGAGAUUUUGACAUAGGAAUUAUUGUAUAUUUUUCUAUUAGCAGAGGUAUUCAGGAGGAGGAUUUUGGAGAUAAUCUUUUGUAUAUUUUAUAUAUGGGGCGGGGAGGGGCUGUUAGCUGGACAGUCACGGGGCCACAUAAAGCGCUUUUCCUCCCAGCUGUUUAUCGCUAAAACGACAAAUGAUCUAUUUUCAUCUUUACAGAGCUGGUUGGUGGGAGGCGGAGGUGUAUCAGAAUGUAUCACGGUUGAAUCAGGUAUUUCACACGGUGCGAGACAAGGCGAGGUAUCUUAGUAACGAUUGUUUCCGGUGGGACGCGGGGAGGCGACGGGAGGAAAAACAACAAAUCUGUAUAGUUUUAAAGAACUUCUUUGUGUCGGUUUGUUUUCCUUGUGAGCUCGUCGAAGCACUUGAGUUGUUCUCUUCUAUUUGAUUCCGUGUCUGGAUUUGAAAUAAUAAUCGCAGGGCUUUUGAUUUCUGUUGUUUUUUGUUGUUUUUUUUUUCUGAACAGGCGAAGGAGUAAUUAGCCAUCAGAACAGCUGGAUGUGAGCAGAUGUGUGGGAGGAUUUCGCUGGCAGGUUUAGUUCGGUGAAUGUGUCUUGCUCACGUGCAUACAGCAAACUUUUAACACGAUUAUCGCGGUCUUUUUCUCACUUCUAUUCGCUCCUCGGAAGUGCAAAAAUCUUCUUUUUUUUGUUGUUUUGGAUGGAACAGUGACUGAAACCCUUCAGCAUGCCCACAGACACACAAACACAACACAAACACACACAGACACGCACAGUCCUCACCCAGUUUGAACCCUUAUCAUCGUCGUUGAUGUUGUUAUGGACUUUUAUGGUGCUGAUCUGAUCCGAUCCUCACACACGUUUAGACAAAAAACACAAGGACACAUAUGCAAACACACAAAAAUGACACUUCGCCAUCUCAGACACACAACUGAACUGCCUAUACCCCUUCUUCGUCUUUUAUUCCUUCCUUUAAGUUUAUCUUUUUCUUUCUUUCGUUGCAUAUUGUAUUGAUAAAUCGUAUAUAGAUUUACACACAAAAAACACGUGUCUAUACCUCUCCUUCAGACUUUACCCAAUGAGAAAGAGAAAUGCACCCUACUGCUACUGUACCAUACAACUGUACUAUUGAAUAUUAAACUAUUCUCUCACUUGAUAUAUAUGUGUAUAUGAUAUAUGCUUGAAAUAUGUGAUUAUAGUUGUAAUAUACAUAACUGAAUAUAUUACAGAAAAACCCAUUGGAAUCAUUUUGUCGGUUUUUUCUCAGGUGUUUUUGUCUGAGGUAUAUUAAAUACGCAUAUUAAAAAAAAAAGAAGAAAAACACACAAAAAAAGGAUCCGAUCACAGAGUUUUGUGCUUUGGUUUGUUUGUUGGUUUAUUUUGAAAGGGGAAAGGUUAUUAUUAUUCUGUUUUGUUUUUCCUGUUGGGUUUUAUUUUUCCGAACUCACCAGCAUGGGACUGAAAACUUUUCCCACUGACCAACCGACCGUCCACUAAGCCCCGCCCCUUCCUUAGUUACUGUUGCUAUGUGUGUCAAGCUUCGGAUUUGCGUCGUUUUCGUCUCCGAACGGCAAAAAAAUGACCAAAACCAGCUGAUAUGAAGGAAUAAUUAUAACUUUCCUAAUUUAAAGCAAUUUCAGAAGACAUCUUUCCAUUUUUCACAAAGUUUACUUUCUUUUGCUUGUUUGGAAUUUUUUUCUGCGUUGUUUCUUUAGUGUUUUUUAGGCUUCUUCUGCAGCAAACGUAGCCAACACGGCGAACUUCUUCACAGUUAAUAGAAACAACCCACUUCACAUUUUCUUUUCUUUAAAGUCUUUGCAACAUUUAAAAAGUGUUCCCAUCAAAUUUGAAUUAAAUGGAAACACGGCUAACAAAAUUUAGCGACACCAUGAUGAGCUAACAUCAGCUUUGUGGCAAUGCGAUUGGAGCAAACCAAUGGGAAUGAAGGAUACCGCUGUUUGAAGUCGUCACUGAGUUCCCCCAAUUAAGUACCACAUGGAAAUGAUGUCCAUAGAUUUGGUUCCUUCCACUUCAGUGACAUCAGUUGACUGCACGAUUUAUCCAAUUAGUGAAAAUCUUAGCAUUUUGAUCUGAACAAAAAGAAAUAAAACUCGGACGAAUUGUGGCUGUUUAGGCAGUUUAACUUGGAGAUAUUUCGGGUGGGAAGCCGCUAAUUUAACACUCACUAGCAACCAAUGGUUAGCUACAAACUGCAAUGAGAUCCGUUUUCGCUAUAAUCCAAAGCUUGACACGCACUGCUUGAGGUCACAGUCUGAGCUGUGAUUGGUCAGUCGGGGUUUAAUGGACGGUACUUUAUGUUUAUCUUUACAGAUGAAACUAAAACCUAGUUCUUGUUCUGCCUCACAACCACACAUGAAGUUUUCUGAUUGUUCUUUCUGUUAAAUGUCUUCUCAGUCGACUUUCUUAAGGUGGAAUCUGUGGUUUUGUUAUCACUUAAAUCUCCUUUUGAUUCCCGCCACCGACCUUCACUCGAUUUCCCAUGAGCCUGUUGGCUGUCGCACCAUCCACAGACUGAACCCAGCCCCAGGUGCAUCAUGGGAGUUGUAGGUCGAUCCUUCCUUCUGUUUUUUUUCCCCCUCCUUUCUCCUCGUCUUCUUCUUGGGAUUCUGUUAAAACCUGAGACAAACUUUUGAAAUUAAAUCCCUGGAAGGAAAAGUCUCAGAGCUUCUCACGUGAGUUUUUUCUUUUGAUAUCUGGGAUAUUUGGGGAUUUCUUCACAGAAGUUUCAGAAACUUUUUGACAGUGCUAUUUUUCUAUGUACCUGUGUUGUUUGAACGUGUUCCGACGUUUCUUUUUCUGGCCGACUCUUCUCGUUGGUGGCAGUGACAGUUUGCUGCUGUACGAUUAAAACGGCAUUGCGGGUAAUAAUGACGACAAUAACAAUGAUGAUAACAGUAAUAAUAAUGUACACAGCCUUGUUAUUUCUUGUUCAACUUUGUGGAUUCUCAGCUAACUUCUCCUUGUUGUGACUGACUGUUAUGAACUACAAGUCCCAUGAGCGCAACACAACCCCGACUUCUCACCAGUAUUGUGUGCUGUCCACGGGGAUGAUGGCAUCUGUGGUCUUUUUCCCCUACAAACACCAAUAAAGGCUAAUCCUUAUUCACCGACA
Messenger RNA from Amphiprion ocellaris (clown anemonefish), 6213 nucleotides. RefSeq names its product D site albumin promoter binding protein a (gene dbpa). NCBI's taxonomy places the organism in Eukaryota, Metazoa, Chordata, Actinopteri, Pomacentridae. The transcript has 6 exons. The coding region runs from base 1314 to 2456 and encodes 380 amino acids. Gene Ontology annotation, biological process: regulation of transcription by RNA polymerase II. Gene Ontology annotation, cellular component: nucleus. The record is from RefSeq and is a predicted model, not a curated record. Gene Ontology annotation, molecular function: RNA polymerase II cis-regulatory region sequence-specific DNA binding; DNA-binding transcription factor activity, RNA polymerase II-specific.